Molecule: messenger RNA, 612 nt
Organism: Tribolium madens (black flour beetle)
Lineage: Eukaryota; Metazoa; Arthropoda; Insecta; Coleoptera; Tenebrionidae
Product: migration and invasion enhancer 1
Exons: 2
Coding region: 129-419 (96 amino acids)
Biological process (GO): positive regulation of filopodium assembly; negative regulation of apoptotic process
Source: RefSeq, a predicted model, not a curated record
AUACCCUAAAUUCGUUGUCAAAAAAUGACAGAUGGUAGUAAAUGUCAAUUUAAGGUUAUGGACAUGUGACAGAAGUAAGCUGUAAAUAAAUAUUUACAAAUCACAAAUUUGGAUUCAAAUAAUUCACAAUGGGAAUUGAAGUCGAUGUUGAGUUUUGUGGGACUUGUGGAUAUUUUAAAAAGUUUGAAGAGUUAGCGCAACAUAUUAAAGCUAAAUAUCCUAAUAUUGAGUUGAAUGGACAUGAAGGCAGAAGAGCAACAUUUGAAGUUAAAGUAAAUGGGACUUUGGUUCAUUCUAAAUUAACUACUCUUGCUUAUCCUGAUUAUGAAGAUCUUUCUGCAAUUAUAGAUGAAGUGUCUCAAGGAAAAGAACCAAGAACUUGUAAACAGCAACCUAUCACCAGUUGUAUAAUAGCUUAAUAGAAUAUUGGUUUUAUUAGUCAGCCAAUGAGAUGUUUGUUUAGUAUUAUUUACAUCUAUUAAGAUUGUAAUUUAAAAAAUGUUAGGCAACUUCUAUUAAAUGGAUGGUGAUGUUAGGUAAUACCGAAAUUCCCUACUUGAGUACAAAAGAGAAACGUUAAAAUACUUAAAAUAAACACUUCUUUCUUGGUUA